CGACAAUCCCGCGACCACACACCCGCCGACUUGGCCGCGAGGCGCAGACGUCGAGAAGCCGGAGCCAGGAAACGCACACAAGCGGUAGCGCCGACCGGGCCACAGCGAAAGCAGGAUGACACGCGUAUCGAGUUGGCUCGGGCCGGCCCUCGGCUUCUGGCUGCUGCUGCUUUGCGUCCAGGCUGUGCGGGCUGCCCCGGAGCGCAGGCACCACGGCGACGGCUCGUGCCGGGCGGCGGGCCUGUGCUGUCCCGGACGCGACGCGUCGUGCGUGGUGCGCAAGAUGAUGUCGCACUCGUCCAUCGGCGCCACCGGCGGACCCAACGCCCUGGUCGAGGAGCGAGACGAGCAGUCCUGCUACUGCGACCACGCCUGCAUGCAGCUCGGAGACUGCUGCCACGACUUCAAGGAGUCCUGCGGAGUGGCGGACUGCCGGAUGUCCGAGUGGGGCCCGUGGUCCGAGUGUGACACCGAGUGCGGAUCCGGAGGCAUGGGUCGCGAGCGCACCGUGCUGGAGCAGCCGCGGAAUGGGGGCCAGUCCUGCGGCGAGCUUCGCCAAAGGCGCGGUUGCUACGGCCACCGAUGCAACAGCAAGCCACAGGACAAGAUCCACAGAGAAACGGCACUGCUGCUUCCAGUGACGUUCUCUCCAUUGCGUUCUAUGAACGACUCGUACGACAUCCGACAGAACCUAAAGUACUUGCCCAAGAGUGAGCUGAGCAAGGAGAACAACACCACCGCGAAACCAUACGUGGUGCUGUUCGAGGUGACCAAGUCCCGGAAGGCCUGCGAGACCCUGGAAUCGUUCAGCGCGCUGCGCGAAGGCCAGCGCUUGUGCGUAUCCUGCGAGGUGACAGCCAUGCGUAAGCACCUGGGCCACCGCUGCACGGGACACGGCCUGGAUGACCGCACGUCGCGGUUCGCGGCCCUCGGCCACUUGCACUGCCACGGCCGCUGGCAGCGCAUCGAGCGCACCGACCGCUGUGCGGUAGGACGGCAGCCGGACUUCAUCUUCGUCUAGUCAGCUCCCCCCGCUUUCUCACUCCGAGGCAGAGCGGCACACAAAAGGCCGGCACAUGGGUAGCCUUUGAGCAACGCAGUGUUUUAGUGUUGUGUAUGUCUUUAUUGUGACAUUGCGCCGCCGCCAACAAGAUUUGACUCGUUGCCCAGUUGAAAAAGAUGACAGAGUGCGUCGCAAAAGCCAUCAGAAAAGUGCCCUUUCCCGAAGUUCAUUAAUGCCAAGAACAUGGCGAAUAGCGUCCGUUAAAAGAGCAAUUACUUGUCCGAAGUUUGGUCCGUUGCUUUUGCUUUGCGCAAUUAGCUAUGAUGGGAAAGAAUAUACGUACAGAUACAAGAAACCAAAAUGUACUACCAGCCCAUCAUCCAGGAUUUCGGCAGCGCGUGGGGCGGAAUAAGUUGGACAAUGUGAAAUGCGGGAAAGCCUGCUUGGCAUUCUUAUAAAGUUUCGGUUUCUUUCCCACCUCGAUCGUCUUUUGAGGACGACCAAAUUCUUUGUCACGUUAUGCCUCUUCGCAACAAAACUACAGUGUUCGACAGGGUGUACACUGUGGCGAUGACAGGAAGAGACCACACUGCAUAAAUUUCUCUAUUAAGAACAGUUGCACGUCGAAAAUUAUGGCAGAAUCUUUUUUCAGUAUAGAAAAAAAAAUGUGGACGGCAUUUCUAGCAGACGAGGAGAAAUGAAGUCUCGGUGUGCGAUAGAGGCGUCGCUAACUUGAAAGUCUCCGAAUGCGAAUUGCUGCCUGAAAGCAAUGCGCUUUGCGUUGUUCUCACAUCAUUUAUGCAAGUGAUUUGUUCGCUCGUUACAAACAGAUUCAAGGACAUGCUAUUGCUGACGCUGCUUUCGUGCGGUCGUGUAUUUGCUCCGGUGGCCAGUAGUGACAGACGACGACGGAGUGGCAACCUACGGAAUUUGUAGUCCUUCGGUAUUACGUAUGUGCUUGCAAAGUCUAAAGAGUGGGGUAGCGCAUUUCUUUUUUAGUCGGCUUUUUUGUGAGGGUUAAAAGUUGUGGGGCUACUGCCGACGUGCACUAAUACAGCGGGCUCACGAAGGUUGCCUAUAAGACUAAAUUUUAAUGAUACACGCAGAUCCGCUGUGCUCUAUAAUGGUUUUCAGCCUAUUUAUGCACCUGUCCUCAAUAGGCUGAGUUCUGCGUCUGUGUAUGCGUUAUUACAAUGAGUAGGAUUGCACGACGAAUAUCAUGGCACGAAGGAUGACCGCGAUGUUAUGAUGGCACAACAUAACUGUUGAAAAAGAUGUUAGGAUGAAAAUCGGUAAUGCCAGCUUUUUACAGGAUGCCGCGAUUUGGCGUAAUUUAUCGGGAUACAUUAGGAACAAUGUGAAGAUUUCUAACUUGCACAAGGUGCCAAUGCCACCGCGAACGACAUAGUUCUAACUCUAACAACAUUACCUCGCACUACCAUUACAACGCCCACGUUUUUGGAUAUGGGAGAAGCACAUAAAUGUCUUUUUUUUUCUUUUAGGAUAAGUCGUGUUUUCUCUUUGUACUGUUUGCAACUGUUUGUGCACACGCUAGUGCUUCUUUGGCAACACUUUAAGGAACACACCGUCAUGGAUUUUUAUUGCCACAGAGCAUCUGCAUGAGCGCAGCAUUUCAUUUGACCGCCCUCGUUAAUCACUAGACGACUGCCACUGAUUCGCAUUUAUGCGUACUUCAUUUUGUUUCUUCUUAUAUGACAUCGCAUUUUGGGCAAAUUUAGCUGACUCUUUUGGUGUAAGCGGGCAGCUGCUGUAUGCCGUUCGCAACAUAAGAUCGUGUCGACGUCGUAUUCUACAACGAAUAUUUUUCAACGUUCACCAAGCGUGCACCACGAGCUAUCAAGCCUACAUCAGAAAAACCAAAGCUGCAUUUAUGUGAGAGUAUUCAUCAUACGUUUUCCGCGUAGAGGCAUGUUUCUGGAAAAUAAUACUUUGCUGCCACAUGAUAUAAAGCAUUCGCUAAUGCGCAUCGCAUCUCCAAGUACUCAGACUCAAGCGUUCGUCUUAAGACAGUGCGGUUAGCUGCUUUGUUCCACACUUACGUAGGCGGCUGCGCAGGACAAUGCCAGGCAUUUCUCACCGCAGCAUUCAUAUCUUCCAUUUCUACUCACAAUGCAAUCUCGAAGGAAGUGUAAAUUCCUUCCAUCUAUUUUUUUUCACCUAAGCAUCUACGUAAAGGGUCAUUGAAACGAUCUGACUGCACCAGCAUCACACAUUUAUUAUGGAUAAAUUAUGCUUGGCUAAUAACUUUUGCAACCUAAGGUGUUUCGGAAGAUAUGUAGAAACGUAUUAUUCAAUCUCUGAUCUCGAUUUGUGUAGUCCGCGUGAAACUAGUUAUGGUGACGUUACUAAAGAAGAAAUCUACUGCCAUUGACGUUUCUCAGAAAUGCUUUCUAGUGCAACAUGAGCAGAACUUUGCUGCUUAGCGGUAUAAUUAGAUGCGUUAAACAUAAUCGACGACAAUUUCAGCUUCUAGUUUGCCUGGACCGGAAAGUGAUGGCACUGUCUGUCAGAAUCUUGAAUCUGCGAUAGUUUUACACAACAUGUUCUCAUGUUCCAUUCAACAUGCCACUUAUAGCAUCUUUUUACAUUUGUUGAUAGAAGGUAGGUCCUUAGGCUAGCGAGUGCGAAUAAAUAUUUUUUACCAUUUC
Messenger RNA from Dermacentor andersoni, 3672 nucleotides. RefSeq names its product somatomedin-B and thrombospondin type-1 domain-containing protein-like. Lineage: Eukaryota; Metazoa; Arthropoda; Arachnida; Ixodida; Ixodidae. The record is from RefSeq and is a predicted model, not a curated record.